Molecule: messenger RNA, 349 nt
Organism: Danio rerio (zebrafish)
Lineage: Eukaryota; Metazoa; Chordata; Actinopteri; Cypriniformes; Danionidae
Gene: lrig3
Product: leucine-rich repeats and immunoglobulin-like domains 3
Source: RefSeq, marked provisional
GUACGUUUGGGAAAGCGGCGUGGCGUCCAACACAGGAUCACAGCGCCGUCAUCCUCCACGAGAACCCGUACGCAGCUCUACACGCAGAGGAGGAGCUCACACACACACCCUCACACACACACAGCAGUGUUUACGAGCAGCCCUUCGACAGCCGGACGAUAGACAGCAAUCCCACAACACCCCUGGGCUCCUAGCACUCGCUCGCUCCGCCAGAACCCCCUCUACCUCACAGAGAGCUGAAUGUAAAUGAGCAACGCUUGUACAGAGAAACCCCGUGUAUGGCUUUUUAUACAGAUCUAUAUUUUGUAAAUGAAUAGUGUAAAUAUGACUGCAGAGCGUCAGCGCUGUA